Molecule: messenger RNA, 588 nt
Organism: Oikopleura dioica
Lineage: Eukaryota; Metazoa; Chordata; Appendicularia; Copelata; Oikopleuridae
Source: the annotation of a GenBank genome assembly
AUGAAUCGCAUUCUGUUAACCUCUCCGAGAUCGGUGCUUGGGACGCUCUUGUCAAGCUUCCAAGCCUUGCCAGGAUCGAUGUUCUCCAACUUCAACUUCAAGAACUUCAAAUGCGCCGCUGCUUCUCUUUCCGCCGGCCUCGUCGGCGUCGGAGCUUUCUGGUAUUAUUAUAGCUAUCUAAACGACGACAGCAGGAUACCCAAGACCAAACAUCGCGGAAUAGAGAUUCUUUACCAAGAGCAUGAAAAUUUCGCCGCGCUGCGCAAAAAUUGGAAAAUUACCUUGUCAAAUCUUCUCUCCGACGCUGAGAGAUGCCUGAAAGCCGAGCAAGUUGAAGCUGGAGUUCGUUUGGUCUGCACGGCUGCUGCUUUAGUCGCCCUUGUUCAAAAUGAAAAAGAAGCCAAUAGCUUGCUGAAUUCGUUGCUGUGUCUUCCGGACUUUAAAAAGCACGAAAGCCUCAUUCGGGACGAAAUCAAAGAAGACAUGGACGCAGUAGAACUCAUCAUCAAGGGAGAAAUGUCGGACAUCUCCACCGCCACACUGAAAGAACUGCGAGAAAGCACCGGCGGCCAAACAGAAGGAAGCUAA